GUCUUCCAGGCCGAUCAGUUGCUGUCUUUGAUCACCCCUCCCACCCCGGGGUCAUGUCACUGGCGCCGACUCCGGUGACCGGUAGCCCAGCCUAGCCCGGCGCGGCGGCGCGUGCUCCCGGCAGCGGCGGCGGUGGCAGCGGCGGCGCCUCAGUUUGUCGGUUGGAGAGCCGAGGGGAGGUGUGGCCGGCCGGAGCUCCCUGGACGAAUAGCGCGGACCGGCGUGCGGGCCGAGACGAGCGAUUGUGACGAGUGGUGGACCGGUGGGUGACCGCCGUGCUUUGCGGUGACGAGUGCUGAGGGGUGGUGUCCGACUGAGCGCACUGCACGGUGACAAGUCAGACGUGAGAAGCGGACCGUGUGAAACGCACCGGUUACCGAUACCCCGGCACGUGAGAAACGUGACUAGACUGAGUGAGGCUGCUAUGUAGAGUGAUUCAGUCACAUUAAUUGGUAUACAAACUACGAACGGUUUCUUAGGUUAUUUGGACAGCGAGCUAUUCUGAAACUGUUCUCACGACGGGGAAGUCCCGUUGAGGCUGCAGGGAAGCUUCAGUGCUGUCUUCGGACCGUGAGUAAAUGGAAGUGACCUGUGUGUGGGUGAGUUAGGAUCGGUACUGUGUGAGUUUCAACCAAAGUUGAGCUAAGCCUGCUGAGUUGAGUUUGAUAAACUGACGAGCCUCAACAGCGGGUGCUGUGAUUCACCGAGUGAGUGAAGGCGUUCGCUCGGAUACUGAGAGUGAGAGAGGGAGUUUACUCGGCCACUGAGUCCAAGUGACGGAGUUUCGGUCCGUGUCCACCGGACGGUGGCGGUGUGUCCUGAGCUGCAGCCGAAGCUCAGCCAGCUUCUGGCGGUGUGUGUGAGUGAGCCGCUGCCAUGCACCGUGACCAACCAAACUCAGCUGAGUUGGCGGCCUCCGAGCAGGCCCGCAAACUCAGCACCCUGGACACACUGGCCGGCAAAAUAUCGCCGCAGAACGGAGCCGACCCGGAGCCCGCCAAGUCGAGGACCGGCUCGGUGGGCCUGGGUCACAGCAGGAUACCUGAGGUCACGGCCCGCGACCACCCCGACCCAGACGCCAUCAAAAUGUUCGUCGGACAGAUGCCCCGCCAUAUGGACGAGAACGACAUCCGGAGUAUGUUUGAGGAGUUCGGUCCCGUCCACCAGAUCAACGUACUGCGCGACAAAAUCACCGGGCAGAGUAAAGGCUGCUGCUUCGUGACGUUUUUCACGAGAAGGGCUGCUCUAGAUGCUCAGAAUGAGCUUCACAACAUCAAAACUUUGCCUGGGAUGCAUCAUCCCAUACAAAUGAAGCCGGCCGAUACAGAGAACAGAAAUGAACGGAAGCUAUUCGUCGGCAUGCUGAGCAAGAAAUGCAACGAGAACGACGUGCGGACAAUGUUCCAGACCUAUGGCCAGAUUGAAGAGUGUACUGUGCUGCGAGACCAAAAUGGUCACAGUAAAGGAUGUGCAUUCGUAACGUUUGCGUCCCGGCAGUACGCCAUUGCUGCCAUCAAGGGCAUGCACCAGGCACAAACUAUGGAGGGCUGUUCGGCGCCUCUAGUCGUCAAGUUCGCCGACACGCAGAAGGAGAAAGAUGCCAAACGGAUACAGGGUCUGGCCACCAACCUGUGGAACACGUCUGGCGUCAACUCGGCCGCCCUCAACCCGCAGUACCUCGCGCUCCUGCAGCAGCUGAACACAGGCAACAACCUGGCGUUGUCACCCAUCGGAGGCAUGGGCGGCCUCUCCACAUCGCCACUGCUCUCAUCAGGGCUUUCAAAUGGCCACGGUCUGCAGAGUCUGGCCGGUCUGGCGGGCUCCGGAAUGACCCUGGGUCACAGCACGGGCGGCUCCACCACCGACCUGUCCAAUUCGGGUCUCCAGUCGCUCAUGGGCGGCCUGCAGGGAUCGGUACCCAGCACGCUGGCCCAGUCCAGCCCCGUCUCCUCACUGCCGGUGACGUCACUGGCUCUCGGAGCCGGCUCUAUGACGUCACUGAACGGCCUGGGCGCCGGCUCCGGCCUGGAGUCCCUCGGCGGCUUCUCGGCGCUACAACAGUAUGCAGGGUACCCGGCGUACACGCAGAACGCGCUGGCGGCGGCGAGCAACGCGGCCGGUCGGCAGAUGGAGGGUCCGGACGGCUGCAACCUCUUCAUCUACCACCUACCGCAGGAGUUCACCGACUCCGACCUGGCGCAGACCUUCCUACCCUUCGGCAACGUCAUAUCGGCCAAAGUCUUCAUCGACAAACAGACCAACUUGUCCAAGUGCUUCGGCUUCGUGUCGUACGACAACCCGAGCAGUUCCCAGGCAGCCAUUCAGGCCAUGAACGGCUUCCAGAUCGGCACCAAGCGGCUCAAAGUGCAACUGAAACGCUCCAAAGAGGCCUCGAAGCCAUAUUAGCCGCCGGCCGAGUAGUGCAAAUUGGCUAGGUGGCGUGUGUGACCCCGUCUGUCUGCGCCACACAGUGCCAGUGCCGGCGCCCCGGCCCCGGCCCCGGCCCCGGCCCCGCUCCGUCCCAAGCAGGACGGCCCCGCGCGCGCGCCACGCUCGUGCCACGUGCCACGUGCGCUCGCCUGCGCGCGCUGACUGCCCGGCGCAGCCCUGUUAUAGCUCUGCCGCAAACGGUGGCUCAGUGGCGCCAUGCUUUGUUGCCAUGAAUGUACAUUUUGUAGUCCUGUUUAUUGAGUUUUGUGUUUGUCGGCUGUUCGUUGUUUUAUGUUUUACCGUAAGGCGGCCGGGAGAGACGACAGCCGAGAGGAUGCCAAAGGAACAAAACUUGACAUUCUUUCCACUUUAAGUCUCAUUUUUGCAAGAACUUUAUACCAACUUUUACAAGAACUUUUUACAAGUCUGAACGACGAAUCAUGCUUAGUUCUAGGCUAAACGUAAUAGAUCUCCCAAAAUUAUUGAAGGUCGCUUCCCUUCAUAGGGCUAUAUUGCAAUAAACCGACUUCUAAAACAUAGUAAGUUGUUGUUUGUGUACAUUUUAACCCCUGAUCUUUUGAUAACGAGCUGCUAUUUUAAUUAACCAGCAAUUACUGGUCCUCCUUGUCCCGUGUCUUCCGGCCGCCGCUUGUAUGGGCUUUGUAGUGCUAGUUGAAUCUUUGUGGGUGUCGCUACAGCUUUGUGUUUAGUUCUCGUUUUACCCUUUUCUGCCUGUAAAUGUUAAGUUUGUCAGCGUUUUAUGUGGCAUGUAUGUCUCACAGAGAGCGCUAUCGGUUUUUACCCGUCCUCUGUUGUUGAGAGGCGCUACGAUACAGGGUCAGAGUACGAAUUUGACGUGAAUCAUGAGAACAAAUAGCCGGUAAAUGUUCGUCUCUCAGAGUCGUCAGACGAUCUAUCAUACCAAAUAAGCUAAACGAGGGUGUGGCAUCCUGUCAGCGUUCUCCGUAAGCCAGUCGCCUGUCGCGCGCAGCAUACGGAAUCACCUGGCGGUGGUCUCUGAGGCUGCUGCUCGCGACGGAGGUGAAUUGUUCUGAGCGGAGGUACUGCUGAUUGGCCAGGCUUUAUAGCUUUGGCGGUACCAGUUUCCGUGUCCCACGUCUCCCAGGCUGAGCAUCCUAUGUCACCUGCGCUUUUUCUGAUCCGAAGCCUCUUGCACCAAAAUACCUAGCUAGGUACAAUCGGCAAAGUAUAGUCAUAGAAACUUUCAUACGACAGUAAAUUAUCUUGCAACAACUUCCUAACCCAAACAUACAGUUGUUGGGGAGAAUUUCAAGGCGAAUUGUCACAUUUUUCAAGGCAGGCAGAGUUUUUCGAGUGUGUGUCCGGUGCAAAAGAAUCUAAGUGAAUCACAUCGCAAUUUACCGCAAUUUACCACCAAAAUAUGGAGUAUUUUGGUGCCUGAUGCUUCUGUUUUCAUUUCGCUAAAAGAGCAUCUUUACGAUUUUAUGGAUCUCCAGCUCUAUCCAUAAUUCCAUCUGAUCCAACGUUGCGAAAAACAAAGUAAAGUGCCCUCCUCUCCCGAUCUGCCCCGAUCCUUGAUCUUGUCGCUGCCGUUGGCGAGAGCGCAUCAACAUGUGAUUGAAUCUCGCACUGGGCAUUGCAGGCCCGCCGUACGGCCGGGUCGGCCCCCUGAAGACACGAUAAUAUUACCUCGCCAACGCCAGAGCUAGUGCUAGUCCAUUUAUAUACCGUGCGACCUUGAGGGUGGUGACAGUGUUCUGCAGCUAUCAUGGUAGUGGCAGGUCUACACGAUGCAUUGUGAUUUGCCCGUGACAUGCGUUUGUGUACAUUGAAAGGGAUUAUAUAUAAAUAUGGAGAAGAA
This is a messenger RNA of Amphibalanus amphitrite, 4273 nucleotides long. Its product is annotated as CUGBP Elav-like family member 1. Bases 877 to 2406 code for a protein of 509 amino acids. Gene Ontology annotation, molecular function: mRNA 3'-UTR binding. The transcript has 13 exons. Lineage: Eukaryota; Metazoa; Arthropoda; Thecostraca; Balanomorpha; Balanidae. Gene Ontology annotation, biological process: mRNA splice site recognition; regulation of alternative mRNA splicing, via spliceosome. Gene Ontology annotation, cellular component: nucleus; cytoplasm; ribonucleoprotein complex. The record is from RefSeq and is a predicted model, not a curated record.